GGGGAUGAAAUGACAUCAGUUUUGAUGCGCUGGCUAUAACUUUUCUCAUGAAGGAAAUAUUCGUGUUACAUGUUUGUUUAGCUCGGUGUUACGCUAAAAUACACUGGACAUCGUUCAGUACUUCGGUGCAGUUUGGAUCUGUAUUUAGGAGUCGUGUUUGCUAAAUAUGCUUGUCUGAUUUAUACAUUGAUAUGGAAUUGUAAACCAAGCUCUCCAUUAUACAGGCGUUAAUGCUUACAAAUAUUUCUGUGCUCACAAAGCCAUAGCAAGUCCAUAGCAAAUAUUUCUUUUAGUUUCUUUUCCUAGACAGAAAUCUGAAAAUGAUCUGUUGUACUUUGAGACUGCUGAAUGUAAAAUGCCCAGAAAUCAGAUGCUGACUGAUAUUAAAAACUAAAGUGGGGAAACAAGAUCAUCACUUUUAAAGGAAGAUUGUGUCUGUUACAAUGUCUGCCAAAUCCUCACUGCUGAAAAUAAUUCUUCUGGGAGAUGGAGGAGUGGGAAAAAGUUCUCUCAUGAAUAGAUACGUCACUAAUAAGUUUGAUACACAGUUAUUCCACACAAUAGGCGUUGAGUUUCUCAAUAAAGAGCUGGAAGUGGAUGGUCAUUUGGUUACAAUGCAGAUCUGGGACACUGCAGGCCAGGAGCGCUUUCGGAGCCUGAGAACUCCCUUUUAUAGGGGUUCAGAUUGCUGUUUACUCACAUUCAGUGUUGAUGAUUCUCAAAGUUUUCAAAACCUGACCAACUGGAAAAAGGAAUUUAUCUACUAUGCAGAUGUCAAAGAUCCUGACAGCUUUCCUUUUGUUAUCUUGGGAAACAAAAUAGACAUCACAGACCGCCAGGUGUCCGUUGAAGAGGCCCAGGCCUGGUGCAGAGACAAUGGAAAUAAUCCUUAUUUUGAAACUAGUGCUAAAGAUGCCACAAAUGUUGCUGCAGCUUUUGAAGAAGCUGUUAGGAGGGUUUUAGCCAUAGAGGAUAGAUCAGAUCAGCUAAUAAACACAGAUACAGUUAACCUGCAUAGAAAACCUAAGCCAACUACUGCUUGCUGUUGACUGUAGCAUUUGAAAGGCAAUAACCCUUUAACCCAUUUAGCACUAAGUGAAACCAGCCAUGCAAGCCCAUAAAGAUGGCGGUCAUGCAUGUAGCAUUGUUUGGGUAAACAAAAUGAAGAAUAUCUAAUAAUUAGGUCUGUGAGGACAUCAAAUAAUUAAAAUUGGUUUGGCUAAAACAGAGCUGUUCUAGCUUCUUGCACAAUGAAUGGUAUCAUUUAUUAAAAUAUUAUUUUGACUUAGGAUUUAAUAAAAUACUUCACUGAAGUACAAGUACUUGUUUCUGUGGACACAUUGAGUUCUUACAUCUAUCCUCUUAUUGCAAUGCAGACAUAAGUUCUUUGUAUUCUGCAUCGCUAAGGGCAAUGGCACAUGUUGUGAUUUUGGCCACUUCUGUGCUCAGUAUUUUUAAUAUUUUAGAGGGUAAUGGCAAAUUGCCUGAAUUUGUGCCCACCACUUUCAGGCAAUUACCACAGCAUGCAGUGGAGGGCAAAUUGGUACUGGUGCAAAGUUGCCCAGUGUGUCAUAUCCCUAAAAGAAUGCAGUAAUGAAUUAGCUAAUUUUUAAAGGGAUAGAACCUGCAGAUUUGCAAACUAGAAGUGUCAAAGCACUCAAGGGGUCACAACCACUGUGUAGACCAUAUACAUUGGAUAUAAAAAGUCUAUACACCCCUGCAAAAUGGCAGGUUUUUGCUUAACAAAAAAAAAAACAAGAUAAAUCCUGCCACAACUUAUUCCACAUUUAUUGCAAAAUAAACAAAUCAGAAACCUUUUAGUGAAAGAAGGAAAAGCAAAAAAUCACACAAAAACAAAUACCUGCCAUUUUGCAGGGCUGUGUAGACAUUUUAUAUCCAGUGUAGAAGCAUUAGAAUGAUAUAUAUAUAUAUAUAUAUAUAUAUAUAUAUAUAUCUUGAAAAUUAGUUGUCUUUUAACUUGAAAUCAUUUUGGCUUUUGCUAAUUAAACCAAGUACCUCUACGUCAGAUACACUGGGUAUAUUAAACUACCUAACCUUUAUUACACUGAAUUGCCCUUAGCUUACUAUUCUAGACCAGUGCUGCCAAACUUAUAAGGCCCACAUUUAUUUAAAUUGAUGCUUUUCUUUUGCCUCUUUUCUGCACACCCAUACUAUUCUUUUUAAUUUUCUUUCUUCCAUAUUGAUUUUCUUUAAUUUCAAAUAUGCUGUUCCUUUCCUCCCUAUUCAUUUUCUUAUCUCAUCUUUAACUGCACUUUUUUUUUUUACCCCGUUUUUUUUAUAUUCUGCUUAUUAGGUCUUCCCCUUUUCAUUCAUGGUCAGCCCGCACCCGUGGCUUUCUGUUCCCUUCAUCUCUAUGUUCUGUUCUUCUCUUUCAAUUUUACUUUGCUAGUAUUGUCUGUAACAUGUAGCUUUGCUUGCAUACACAAGGGUGCCUCACCUGUGUUUGUUUUUUUUUCUCCAGUCCCUGAACAGCUUCUUAAUUAAUAAAUGCAGUUAGGUGCUAGACAGCACUGAGCACAGGGCCAUUAAAGGUGGCCCUCUGCUAGCCACAAGUUUGACAGCAGUGUUCUAGAGUAUUUCAUGCUAUUGAACAUUUUUAGCUUUAUAACUGUACAAAAAUAUUGCCUCUGGCCAAUUUAGCCACUGUGUUUAUCAUUACUGGUCCUGCUGCAGGAAUGAAGGCCUUGCAAAAGAGUUGCCAAGGUUACUGUUGAUUACUGUAGCCAAGACAUUAAAUUACAUUUUACAGUAAUGUGUUUUUCAUAUUUGGAGUAAUUUUUAGCAAUAUAUACAUAUAUAUAUAUAUAUAUAUAUAUAUAUUGCUUGUGGAGCAGUAUACUCCAUUUUUCAGCAUAAGUGCAAUAUACAAGGACUGUGCUCAACAUACUUUUCCUCUAUUAUAUUAACUUCCUGGUUUGUAAAGCACAAUCAAAACAGUGCAAUAAGAAGCCUUCUAUAUAAGCUAAGCUGGAGCUUUUGUUAGACUGUGACAGCAGCUCAUACAGCAGGCAGCAGGCUACUCCAUGGACUGCUCAUUUGUUUUGAUUGUACUUGGAAGAACAGAAAGUAGCGUGUGACUUUACUUUUAAAUGCUUUGUUUAGUGGAAUAAAUAAAAACAAACCAUGCCUAUAUAGACAAAGUAUGUUCAGCACAAGACCUAUUCAAUAUAUCUGGAAAACAAAUGCAUGCUUAACUUCAAAGCACAUACUGAAAUCUAAACAAAGGAAAUAAAAUAUAUUCAAUUAAAUAAAAAAAAGUGCAUGUUUGAGUAAAGCACUACUUGGGAAUAUUUUGUUUUUUUUUAAUUCCAGAGGCAAUUUAUAAACAAAUUAUAAUAUCUAAUAAACUUUCCAUGUUAAUAUUUUGGCAAAAAAAAUGUAACCAUGUAAUUUUUACAGGUACUCCUUUUUAAACUUGACAUUUUGUUUUCUGUUUUUAAUUCUUAAAACUGCCCAGUAAAGCUGCAAAAUAAAAA
This is a messenger RNA of Xenopus tropicalis (tropical clawed frog), 3497 nucleotides long. It is a transcript of the gene rab9a, whose product is annotated as RAB9A, member RAS oncogene family. Gene Ontology annotation, molecular function: G protein activity; GTPase activity; GTP binding. Gene Ontology annotation, cellular component: cytosol; phagocytic vesicle membrane; plasma membrane. NCBI's taxonomy places the organism in Eukaryota, Metazoa, Chordata, Amphibia, Anura, Pipidae. Bases 444 to 1049 code for a protein of 201 amino acids. The record is from RefSeq and is a predicted model, not a curated record. Gene Ontology annotation, biological process: Rab protein signal transduction. The transcript is spliced from 4 exons.